AUGCGCGAGGCGGUGACGCGCGUAGUACAUUCCAAGAUCUGUUGUGGCGCGGUCACUAGUCCUCUGCUGUUAUUUAUUGAACGAAAAGGAGUGUUAUCUUUUAAAUAUCAGCACCUUCAUUAUGACAGAAGACCGCAAGGAAGUACGAGUAUGGUGCGAUGGUUGCUACGACAUGGUACAUUUCGGCCACGCGAAUUCUUUGCGACAGGCGAAAGCAUUAGGUGAUUACUUAGUUGUCGGUGUACAUACAGAUGAAGAAAUUACUAAACAUAAAGGACCUCCAGUGUUCAUGGAACAGGAAAGGUACAAAAUGGUUCGUGGAAUUAAAUGGGUAGAUGAGGUGGUAGAAGGUGCACCUUAUGUUACAACAUUGGAGACAUUAGAUAAAUACAACUGUGAUUUUUGUGUACAUGGUGAUGAUAUUACUAUGACAGCAGAUGGUAUAGAUACAUAUCAUUUGGUAAAAUCAGCAGGUCGCUAUAGAGAGGUUCAAAGAACUGCUGGUGUAUCUACAACCGAUUUAGUAGGACGUAUGCUUUUAAUGACACGUCAACACUUUAGACAAGGAGAUAGCGAAUAUACUGUUGAUAGAGAACCCAGCAAAAGGAUGGGUCAAGAUAGAACAGCUAGAAGUCCAUGGACAGGCUGUUCACAGUUUUUACCUACUACACAAAAAAUUAUUCAGUUUAGUGAUGGAAAAAGUCCACAACCUGGAGAUAAAAUAGUUUACGUAGCAGGAGCAUUUGAUCUCUUUCAUGUUGGUCAUUUAGAUUUCUUAGAAGUGGCAAAGAAAGAAGGAGAUUAUCUUAUAGUUGGACUUCAUACAGAUCCAGUAGUUAAUCGGUACAAAUGUGGUAAUCAUCCAAUCAUGAAUCUUCAUGAAAGAGUGCUCAGUGUAUUAGCAUGCAAGUAUGUUAAUGAAGUAGUAAUUGGAGCACCAUACGAAGUGACAAAGGAUCUAAUGGAACAUUUUGAUGUAUCUGUUGUUUGUCAUGGUCAGACUUCUAUAAUGCCUUGUGAAGAUGGUUCAGAUCCAUAUGCUGAACCUAAAAGACAAAAUAAAUUUAAACUUUUGGACAGUGGUAAUGACAUGACAACAGAAAAAAUUGUUGAACGCAUUAUUCUUCACAGUGAUUAAUUACAGGUUGGAAUUCGAAGAUAGAAAUUUAAGAAAAGAGAAGAAAGAACUGGCAGCAUGCGAAGCCCUUACGAAGUCUCAGAAAAAUGAAAGGACUAAAUAAUUUACUCUGUAGACUCAGAGUGUGUGAUAAUCAUAUUUUAUAGAAUACACUUGUAAAUACGAUAUCACACCGACAUGUUACGUAUUUAAUUUUAUUCGAAAAAUAUAUGUGGUUUAAAUAUUUA
Molecule: messenger RNA, 1365 nt
Organism: Osmia lignaria (orchard mason bee)
Lineage: Eukaryota; Metazoa; Arthropoda; Insecta; Hymenoptera; Megachilidae
Gene: Pect
Product: phosphoethanolamine cytidylyltransferase
Biological process (GO): phosphatidylethanolamine biosynthetic process
Cellular component (GO): cytoplasm
Molecular function (GO): ethanolamine-phosphate cytidylyltransferase activity
Source: RefSeq, a predicted model, not a curated record